AUGGAGGCGAUUUUGGAUUUCAGCAAAGAUCUAGACGUUGCCCUUUUGGACAAAGUGGUCGAGACGUUCUAUUCCGGAUCUGGUGAUGAGAGGAAGAAGGCCCAGGAUGUAAUAACCGAGUUCCAGAAUCACCCUGAUGCCUGGACCAAAGCCGACCAGAUCCUACAACUAUCGCAGGAUUCCCAGUCCAAGUAUAUUGCGCUUUCCAUUUUAGACAAGUUGAUCCAGACCAAGUGGAAGAUGCUUCCGGAUGAACAAAGACUUGGUAUCAGGAAUUUUGUGGCUGGAAUGAUCAUCACCAUGUGUCAGGACGAUGCCCAAUUCACAUCUCAGCGGGCCCUGAUCAAUAAGUGUGAUCUUACAUUGGUUCAGAUCACUAAGCAAGAAUGGCCAGGGAACUGGCCAACGUUUAUUCCGGAGAUUGUUCAAUCCAGUGGGUCUGGCUUCAAUGUUUGCGAGAACAACAUGGUCAUCUUGAAGCUGCUGUCUGAAGAGAUUUUUGACUUUUCUGCAGAGCAGAUGACACAAGCCAAGGCAACUGCCCUCAAAUCGAGUUUGGGAGGAGAGUUUACCGAGAUAUUCAAACUCUGUUUUGAAGUGUUGGACAAAUCCCCCAAGCCCUCACUGAUACUGUCUACCUUGAACUGCUUGCUGAAAUAUCUUCCUUGGAUCCCGCUGGGUUUCAUCUUCGAGACAGACCUGCUGAGCCUGCUGUCGACCAAGUUUUUACCUGUGAAUGAGUUCAAGUCAGUCACUUUGAAGUGUCUCACUGAAGUUUCCUCUCUGGUGGCUCCUCAGUAUGACAACAAGUUCUUGGCCAUGUUCAAGGAAUCCACACAAAGCAUCAUGAACUUGAUUCCUGUAAACAUUGACAUCAAGAAAACUUACAAGUACGCAAACUCUGAGGACCAAUCAUUUCUCCAGGAUCUGGCUAUGUUCUUCGUCACCUUCUUGACCAACCAUCUGCUGCCCCUGGAACAGGACGAGAGUCUGAGGGAAUUGCUGUUGAUUGCACAUGAGUAUCUUAUCAACCUUUCCAAAGUUGAGGAGCGUGAGCUCUUUAAAACGUGUCUGGACUACUGGAGUAAAUUGGUGAGCGGACUGUUUGCUGAGAUCCAGAAGCUUCCGGCUGCUGAGUUCAGCCCCUUGAUCCAGCUCUCAUACGGCAGCACCAUGAGCAACAUAGCCGCAGGUGGAGCGCCGAACCCCGAAGUUCUCAAGAAGUUCCCCCUUAGAAAGCACAUUUAUGACAAGGUGAUGACCCAGCUGAGAUUCGUUAUGAUAGAGAGCAUGGUGAGGCCCGAGGAAGUGCUCAUUGUGGAGAAUGAUGAAGGGGAGAUUGUGAGAGAGUUCGUUAAGGAGAGUGAUACAAUCCAGCUUUACAAGUCUAUGAGGGAGGUUCUUGUUUACCUGACACAUUUGGAUGUGAUUAACACAGAAGCUAUCAUGACCGAGAAACUUGCCAGACAAAUAGACGGUUCGGAAUGGUCGUGGCACAACAUUAAUACUCUGUGUUGGGCGAUUGGUUCUAUUUCGGGUACCAUGAACGAGGAAAUGGAGAAGAGGUUUUUGGUCACAGUUAUCAAAGAUCUGCUGGCUUUGACUGAGAUGAAGCGUGGAAAGGACAACAAGGCCGUUGUUGCUUCCAACAUCAUGUAUAUCGUGGGCCAAUACCCAAGAUUUCUCAAAGCUCACUGGAAGUUCCUGAAGACUGUGGUCAACAAGUUGUUCGAGUUCAUGCACGAAACCCAUGAGGGUGUUCAAGACAUGGCCUGCGAUACCUUUAUCAAGAUUGCCCAGAAGUGUAACAGACACUUUGUUGUGCAACAAUCCGGCGAGUCUGAACCUUUCAUAGAUGAGAUUGUGCGUACAAUUGAAAUCAUCACCAAUGACCUCCAACCACAGCAAGUUCACACUUUCUACGAAGCUUGUGGCACCAUCAUUGCAGCUCAGAACUCACCACCAAAGAGGGACAGAUUGCUACACGAUCUGAUGCAGUUGCCAAACGUUGCCUGGGAUGCCGUGGUGAAGCAAUCCAGAGACGAGCCAGACCUUCUGAGCAAGCCAGAAAUUGUUAGAAUUUUAGCCAACAUCAUAAAGACCAAUGUUGCUGUUUGCACGCCAUUGGGGCCAGGCUUCUACGCUCAGCUCGGACUGAUAUAUGUCGAUAUGCUCUCCCUGUACACUGCUGUCAGUGGGAUGAUAUCCAAUGCAGUAGCAUCAGAUGGAAUCAUUGCCACAAAGACUCCAAAGGUGAGAGGCUUGAGAACCAUCAAGAAGGAAGUACUGCAUCUUGUGGAAACCUAUGUCUCCAAGGCUAACAACCAGGAAGAGAUCGUAAGGGAUCUCGUGGGACCAUUGCUUGCUGCCGUUCUGGAAGACUACAGAACGAAUGUUCCGGAUGCUCGUGAUGCCGAGGUGCUCAAUUGUAUGUGUACUUUGGUGGAUAAGGUUGGUGAUUUGAUUCCAGAGCAAAUUGGCACAAUUCUCGCUAACGUAUUUUCCGUUACUUUGGACAUGAUCAACAAAGAUCUCACUGAAUAUCCCGAACAUAGAGUUGAGUUCUACAAGUUACUGAGAGAGAUCAACCUCAAAAGUUUCGAAGCUCUUUCGAGAUUCCCAGCAGAGGCCUUCCAAUCCUUUGUCGAUGCCAUUCUAUGGGCUUUCAAGCACAACAACAGAGACGUGGAAAACACUGGUCUCACUCUGUGUAUCGAAUUGCUCAAGAACAUCGAGGACUUGGGAACAAACCCAUUCACCACUGGUUUCUACCAGACCUUCUACUUCCCAAUACUCAGUGAUACGUUCUUCGUUUUAACUGAUUCAGACCACAAGGCUGGCUUCAAACAGCAGGCCCAAUUGAUUGGCAAACUUGUGGGCUUGGUGGAAGCCAAUGUGAUCAAGGAGCCAAUCUAUCCUCCUGGCUCUGCACCUGCAGGCACUUCCAACUCCGUCUUUUUGCGUGAGUAUCUUGCCAACAUGCUGAAAAAUGCCUUCCCACACCUUCAGGAGACCCAGAUCACAAAUUUCAUCACUGCGCUACUGUCGUCGUACAAUGCACUUGUCAAGUUUAGAGGAAUCCUGCGUGACUUCUUGGUACAGAUCAAGCAGUACGGUGGUGACCCAACUGACUAUCUCUUUGCCGAAGACCGUGAAAAGGAAUUGCUAGAGAAACAGCAAGAGGAGAAAGAGAAGGCCAGAUUGGUUGGAGGGUUGUUAAAACCUUCGGAAAUGGAUGACUAA
Molecule: messenger RNA, 3243 nt
Organism: Kuraishia capsulata CBS 1993
Lineage: Eukaryota; Fungi; Ascomycota; Pichiomycetes; Pichiales; Pichiaceae
Exons: 1
Coding region: 1-3243 (1080 amino acids)
Biological process (GO): protein export from nucleus; ribosomal small subunit export from nucleus; ribosomal large subunit export from nucleus
Cellular component (GO): cytoplasm; nucleus
Molecular function (GO): nuclear export signal receptor activity; small GTPase binding
Source: RefSeq, a predicted model, not a curated record